Miscanthus lutarioriparius is the source of this 810-nucleotide messenger RNA. Lineage: Eukaryota; Viridiplantae; Streptophyta; Magnoliopsida; Poales; Poaceae. The record is from the annotation of a GenBank genome assembly.
AUGGCAACCCGGAAAAACUUAUGGCCAAUUUUUGCCUGCAGUCAACUCCCGAUCGACCUCUUUAGCAGCAGCACAAAAUUUGGGAUACGAAUGACGUCCAUUUAUAGCCAUUUCACGCCCUUGUCUCUCUUGUUAACCUCGCGGUCAUUCCAAAUCCGAAAGGACCACGCAAUGUUCCGAUACCUCGCUGCUCUGAUUCUCGUCGCCGCCUUGGCGGCGUUUACGAACAAGUCCGUUGAUGCCCGCGUGGUCCACCCCAUCGUCGGCCCCGUCGUCGGCCCCGACCUCGAGGCCGCCAGCCCAUCUCCCGCCGAUGACGACGACGGCCGUCGCCUGAUCGGCACCACCGGCCACGAUGAACUCGUAGCGUUAUGCCAACAGAUGCACUACAAGACGUUGUGCACCACGAUGACGACGCUGCCCGGGGUGACGACGCCGGAGCAGCUGCUGGACGCGUCCCUGCGGAUCACAGCGGUGAAGGCGGCGAUGGCGGAGACGAAGCUGGACGAGGCGAUAAAGUCGGGCGGCGCCCAGGGUAACCCUAUGAUGUCGUCGCUGGAGACGUGCAAGGAGAGCUACGCGUCGCUGGUGGACUCCAUCAAUACCUCGCGGGACACGCUCAAGAACGGCGGCAGCAACGCGGACCUCAUGACGGAGCUGUCCGCGGCGGCCACCUACUCCACCGACUGCGAGGACACCUUCGAGGAGCGGCCGGAGCUCCAAUCGCCCAUACCCGGGGCGCAGCGCCACAUCAGCCGCCUCGUCAGCAACUGCCUCGACCUGGCAGCCACCAUCAAGGAGCAGCCCUAG